AUGGCAUCAGGUCUUCAGGGCAAUACUCCGCACGUCGUGCCCAACGCCCCAUCUUACAACAAUGCCGUGAAUACCUCAGUUGGCGGUGCUGGAACAACAGCGGCUGCGAGACCCUCAGACAAUGCCUCCUCGAUUGACCAUGUGUACGAGAAAGCGCCCGUAGUUCUUACGAAGAAACAAAAGUUGAGACGCCAUUGCGGACGAUUCAAAUGGUGGUAUUUGGCUGCGGCCAUCAUCCUGCUCAUCAUCUUGUUGCCACUGCUUUUCCUUGUUAUUCUGCCAGCAAUAGUUCGACGUAUUGUCAGUGAUCAGACUCUGCCGGUAUACUCGGGCACUUUUGUGGCAAUGACACCUGCAACAUUGAUGGUAUCACUCGAGACAUCGUUAGAUACCCCAAUACCAGCGGUUAUCGACGAAACAACACUCUUCCUCUACAACAGCGAAACGCAAGAAGGCAGCGACUUCACACCAUUUCUCAACAUAACUAUACCAUCUACACAUAUCGGUCGAGACACCAGCAUAUUCAUCAGCAAUCAAACUGCUACUGUCACAAACGAGACAGAGCUAGAGUAUUGGUUCAAUCACGUAUUCGACGAUCCACGUGUUGACCUUUCCGUUCGCGGCGACACCACAAUCCACCUAAGUUCACUACAUUAUGGAGCGCAUAUAGACAAGACAGUCGAGUUCUCAUCGCUUAAUUACCUAGCAGGACUCAGCAUCACAGACAUGUACUUGAAUUUUCCGGCCCUAGACAACGGCACGAAUAUGCACGGAAUGCUGAACAUCCCCAAUUGGGGCGUCCUGGCACUACACCUGGGCGAUGUGUCAUUCAACCUCGUCGCUGGCGACCUCAACAUCGGGCUAAUCACUAUCUAUGACCUGGUCAUGGAGCCCGGGAACAAUUCUCUGCCCUUCUACGGAGAGCUCUUCCUAUCCGAGAUCGUGCAGAACCUCGGCCGGUUCCUCGACGCCGAGGCCGAGUCGCUCAACAAUGGGCAGAUCCAGAUCGACGCCGUCGGGAAUCAGACCGUCAUCGAUGGCCUGCACAUUCCCUACGUCGAGCGCAUCCUCAAUGCCAAGCGCCUGCACCUCUACAUCUCCGUCAUCGAGUUUGCCAGCGCCUUCAUCAACGGCGUCUCUGGCGGCGGCAACGCAUCCAUCGUCAGCGUCCUCGGCGAUGUCGUCGGCAACAACACGAUCAUCGAGCAGGCCCUCGCGCACUGGAAUAAAACGUCAAACGCGGCGAAAUCGUCAGAGGGGAGGGCAAGGAGCCUCAAUCCGAAGCGGAACUUGGCUUUGCUCAGGCUGGGAAUGGAGAUAAUGGCGAGGGGUCAAAACUUGAAUGGGUUCUGA
Pestalotiopsis fici W106-1 is the source of this 1353-nucleotide messenger RNA. RefSeq lists its product as uncharacterized. The record is from RefSeq and is a predicted model, not a curated record. Gene Ontology annotation, cellular component: fungal-type vacuole membrane. Bases 1 to 1353 code for a protein of 450 amino acids. Lineage: Eukaryota; Fungi; Ascomycota; Sordariomycetes; Amphisphaeriales; Sporocadaceae. The transcript has 3 exons.